AUGGAGACUUCACAGUCUUCCAAGAGGGAGCUCCUACCUAUUAAGUGGGAAUUUGUGUCCCUCUUCCUCUCGUUCGACCACGAGCACAACGCUCACUACUUGUUGCUCAAGACCAAGAGUGACCAGAUGACAUAUCUACUCCUAGCUACCCAGAGGACCGAGCAAGGCUUUCAUAACCUUGUGAAGAAGCAGGAGAGAUUAGAGUGGAUCAUGAAAACUAAGUUCAGUUCUCUUGAUGUCAAGGUGACAGGGAUGGCCACCAAUUUGGAGAAGCUUAAGGCAGAUGUUGAGGCACAUAUGAGUGAUUCUGGGAGGAAGCAGCGUGACGAACUGGUUACUCGCCCUACGCAUGCACACCCGUUCGUCGUCCCACGUGGCCACCCGAUGAUGCACGUAGCUAUAAGGUUCUCGCCGUCGGCUCACUCAAGGCUGAAGUCGUCUGCUCAGGGCACCGACGACCUCCAGCCGUUGGACCUCACCCUGCCGACUACCCUGGGAACUGCCCUGGACACGCUGGAGUAUGUUAUCACCGUCGGCAUCGGCUCCCCGGCGGUGACCCAGACCAUGAUGAUCGACACCGGCAGCGACGUGUCAUGGGUGCGCUGCAACUCCACGGACGGGACGACGCUCUUCGAUCCCAGCAAGUCGACCACGUACGCCCCGUUCUCUUGCAGCUCCGUGGCGUGCACACAGCUUGGAAACAAUGGCAACAACUGCUCAAACUCGCAGUGCCAGUACAUGGUCCAGUACGGCGACGGCUCCAACACCACCGGCACGUACGGCUCCGACACGCUGGCGCUAAGCGCCUCGGACACGGUCAAGGGUUUCCAGUUCGGUUGCAGUCACCACGAGGAGGGCUUCAACCGCGAAAAAUUCGACGGGCUCAUGGGGCUCGGCGGCGACGCGCAGUCGCUCGUGUCGCAGACGGCGGCGACGUACGGCAAGUCCUUCUCGUACUGCCUCCCGCCGACCAACCGCACAUCCGGGUUUCUCACCUUCGGCGCGCCGAACGUGACGUCCGCCUUCGUGACGACGCCGAUGCUCAGAUGGCCACGGGUGCCGACGUUCUACGGCGUGCUUCUCCAGGACAUAUCCGUGGGCGGAACUCUGCUCGGAAUACAGCCCACCGUCCUCUCCAACGGAUCGGUGAUGGACUCUGGUACUAUCCUCACGCGGCUACCACGGAGGGCCUACUCGGCGCUCUCGUCGGCGUUCAGAUCCGGCAUGACCCGGUACCCGCGGGCGGCCCCCGUCGGCAUCCUGGACACCUGCUACGACUUCACCGGGCUAAGAAACUUCUCUGUCCCGACCGUCGAGCUGGUGUUCGACGGCGGCGCGGUCAUGGACCUCGAUUAUGACGGGAUCAUGAUCUCAGACUGCCUCGCGUUCGCUGCCACCAGCGGCGUUAGCAUCAUCGGCAACGUGCAGCAACGGACGUUCGAAGUGCUGCACGACGUCGGCCAGGGCGUUUUUGGCUUCCGAUUUUGGAACUUGCCCUUGGACAUACGGCCCUCCGGGGUCGGCAGGCCAAGAGUCGUCGUCAUCGACGAGGACGCGCCACCACCGCCACCAGUCCGCCAUGGCGACGCCGGGUCCAGCAGGGGCGCCCGCGUCAAGGAGGAGAAGGCCGACGACGAGGAUGGCGGCGACGACAGCGACUACUCGUGCCUCGACUGUCGCACCGAGGUGAAGCUCCUCGUCUCGGGGAUGGAUUAG
Molecule: messenger RNA, 1716 nt
Organism: Triticum dicoccoides
Lineage: Eukaryota; Viridiplantae; Streptophyta; Magnoliopsida; Poales; Poaceae
Product: aspartyl protease family protein At5g10770-like
Exons: 10
Coding region: 1-1716 (571 amino acids)
Biological process (GO): proteolysis
Molecular function (GO): aspartic-type endopeptidase activity
Source: RefSeq, a predicted model, not a curated record